AUGGCAUCAUUGAUGAGGAGAGAGGAGUGCAGCCAUUUUACCUCCAGUGCUACCACCACUUUUACCAAACGUUCCAUAGCUCUUGGGAUCCCACUAAAGCCUAAAGCAAGGCUUCUCGAGCUAGGUGGUGGACCCGUAAUUUACCCUCUCAUAAGUGCUGCACCGUAUUUUGCCGACAUCACUUUCGCUGACUUUUCCAAACCGAAUCUCGAACAGGUGGAGCUCUGGGUAAAUAAAGAUGCUGAAGCUCAUGAUUGGACUCCAUACUUUAAUCACAUUGUGGGAUCAUUAGAGGGCAAGGUUGGUGAAUCACAAAGUCGAGUGACGUCGCUAAGAAGUAAAAUCAAGACGAUUGUAACAUGUGAUAUUCUCAAAGAAGACCCCAACGGAAUUCUCGAUAUUGGUGAUCGUUCUGAAUGGUUUGAUGUCAUCUCUUUCAACUUUUGUUGUGAAGUCGUAUGCAAAACGAUUGAGAGCUAUCAAGAAACGCUUCUAUGA
This is a messenger RNA of Halichondria panicea, 498 nucleotides long. RefSeq names its product nicotinamide N-methyltransferase-like. The coding region runs from base 1 to 498 and encodes 165 amino acids. The record is from RefSeq and is a predicted model, not a curated record. Gene Ontology annotation, molecular function: N-methyltransferase activity. The transcript has a single exon. Gene Ontology annotation, cellular component: cytosol. Lineage: Eukaryota; Metazoa; Porifera; Demospongiae; Suberitida; Halichondriidae.